Messenger RNA from Amyelois transitella, 2643 nucleotides. RefSeq lists its product as uncharacterized. Lineage: Eukaryota; Metazoa; Arthropoda; Insecta; Lepidoptera; Pyralidae. The record is from RefSeq and is a predicted model, not a curated record. The transcript has 4 exons. Bases 1 to 2643 code for a protein of 880 amino acids.
AUGUAUUUAAGUUAUAAAGCUGAGUUGAAAUCUGUACUGAAAGCCAUAUCACCGAAUGUGUCUACUGCGUCAUCGAGUUUGAAAGAGAAUUCAGACAAGAAUAAAGAAUCACUUGUAAGAUUACCGAAGAUAACUAUACCAGUUUUCAGUGGCAAGUAUACCGAAUGGUCGUCUUUCAAGGAUUUAUUUACGUCACUCAUCCAUAAUAACUCUGCACUCGACGACGUUCAGCGACUACAUUAUCUGAAGACGCAAUGGCCACUCAGCGAAAACCUGUCGUGGUUCUACGAGAUGUCGGAUCUGCAAGAGAAAGCACCACACACUUCUUCACGGAAACAACUCACCAACAGUAGCGGAUUGGGUGGUGGUCAGAGUGGCUUAACCUCAAAAUAUGUGGUUAAGGUCAAGAUUCAGUCACUCUGUGACCCAACCUUUAAGUUACAAGUGAAGGCUCACGUCCUUCAAACGGUGACUACAGUGUUACCACAAAGGAAGUUCACUCCACCCAGAUGGGCUGAACUUGGCCGCAUCAGUUUGGCUGAUCCGCAGUAUAAUUCGCCUAAUAGAAUUGAUGUUCUCUUAGGCUCCGAGGUGUAUUGCGCUAUCCUGAAAAGGGGAUUGAUUAAAAGUCCUAAUGAUUUGAUUAUUGCACAGGAUACUUACCUUGGAUGGGUGUUGUCGGGUCAGGUUGACGGCUAUGAUAAUGAAGAAUCUACAUGUCACAACAUUAUAAUGAGCUUUCAUAUCCAGUUAGAAGAGAAUGAACUAAUCAAGAAAUUUUGUGAAAUCGAAUCUGAACCUAGUCCAAACAAAAAGAUAUUAACUCAAGAAGAACAGGAUUGUGAAGAUCAUUUCAAAGCUACAACUUGCAGAGAUGAGACUGGUCGUUAUGUGGUGGAGUUGCCGUUUCGUCCAAAUGUUCGUCGAGACAACGGUGAUACAAGGUCCGUCGCUGUGAAACAUUUGUUUGGUCUAGAAAAGAGAUUGAAUAAGAAUAGCACAUUAAAGAACAAUUAUUCUGAGGUCAUAGAUGAAUAUUUGAAACUUGGUCAUAUGGAGAUUGUUGAUGAUGAGUCAUCAAAUACGGAGGGUAAGGUAUGGUUACCACAUCAUGCGGUUGUUCGUAUGGAUAGAACAACAACAAAAACCAGAGUGGUUUUUAAUGCUGCUGAUAGAAGCGCUAAUGAAUUAUCCUUAAAUGAUACAUUAAUGGUUGGUCCAACCUUACAAAUGGAAUUACGCCACUUGAUAAUGCGUUGGCGUUCACACCCCAUAUGUCUCACUGCUGAUAUCAUAAAAAUGUAUCGACAAGUGAACGUAGCUGCAAAACAUACCGAUUUUCAACGGAUUGUAUGGCGAUCUGAAGAGGGUAUUAUACGUGACUAUCGUCUUCUGACUGUCACUUUCGGCACUUCAUGCGCUCCUUAUUUAGCUGUAAAAGCAAUGCAACAAGUAGCUGUAGAUGAAGGUCGUAAUUUCCCGCACGCGGCAAGUAGAGUUCUAUCAGAUUUUUACAUGGACGAUCUUCUCACCGGCGCUGAAAAUGAAGAAGAAGCGGUUAAGAUUUAUAAAGAAAUGAAUGAAUUGCUAAAUAAAGGUGGAUUUCAAUUGCAGAAGUGGACAUGUAAUAAAAUAGGAGUACUAGGUGGUACAGAAACAGAUACUGAAAGAGAGUUUAAAGAGGAUGAUGUUACUAAAAUUGUAGGUAUUGCUUGGAAUCGCCGCACAGAUGAGUUUGGUUAUAACAUCAAGAUUUCUUCUGAUGCCCCUGCUCCUGAAACAAAACGCAAAGUGAUUAGUGAAAUCUGUCGACUAUAUGAUCCACUCGGGUGGAUAGCUCCGUGCGUUAUUAUAGCAAAGAUCUUUAUCCAGAAGCUAUGGAUUGCUGGACUGGGCUGGGAUGAUAAAUUGCCAGAGGAGCUGAUACAAGAGUGGUCACAAUAUCGCAAGGAAUUACCGAAGCUAGAAUUAUUUCAUAUUCCGAGAUGGGUCCGCAAGAAGAAAAGUGAUAUCAAAGUGGAGUUACACAGGUUUAGUGACGCUUCUAAUGCAGGCUAUGCUGCUGUGGUUUAUAUUCGUUGCGUUACUAUGGAAAAUGAAGUUUAUACUCACCUGGUAACCGCUAAGACGAAAGUAGCACCCAUCAAGCAGAUAUCCAUCCCGCGACUUGAGUUGUGCGCUGCUGUUCUAGUUACUAAACUACUUCUGGAAGUAUGUGAAACACUGAACAUCAAUAAGUCAGAUAUACAUGCUUGGACGGACUCUACGAUCGUGUUAGCUUGGUUGUCCGACCAUCCAAGUCGUUGGAAGACUUUUGUCGCCAACAAGACUUCAGAAAUACUUACCUUAAUUAAUGCUACGCAGUGGUCGUAUGUUUCGACAAAGGAAAAUCCUGCCGAUUGUGCGUCACGUGGUAUGUCACCGUCAGAGUUUCUAGAGAACUCGUUGUGUAAGAAUGGUCCAAGCUGGUUACAAAAUAGCAAAAUUGAUUAUGUCAAACCACGUUCCAUAUGCACUAAGACAGAGUUAGAGAAGCGUCAACUUAAAGUACAUACUACUUGUGUCAAAAACUUUGAAGAAAUGGAGGAUAUUUGUUCUAGAUUUUCAAGCUUACGGAAACUAAUAAGGUUUGUGAAGGACUAA